Oncorhynchus masou masou (cherry salmon) is the source of this 2168-nucleotide messenger RNA. RefSeq names its product zinc finger protein 625-like. The transcript is spliced from 2 exons. The record is from RefSeq and is a predicted model, not a curated record. Gene Ontology annotation, biological process: regulation of transcription by RNA polymerase II. Lineage: Eukaryota; Metazoa; Chordata; Actinopteri; Salmoniformes; Salmonidae. Gene Ontology annotation, molecular function: RNA polymerase II cis-regulatory region sequence-specific DNA binding; DNA-binding transcription factor activity. Bases 238 to 1593 code for a protein of 451 amino acids.
GACGCUUCUUCAAACAACGGCAGCGAGUUAUUCACCUCGGUAGCUUUCUAGCCAACAUAGCAGAUCUUUAAAUGCUUUCGUUGUAUAUUAGCGACUGUGUUUUAAACACAGUUGUCGUAUCUACUAGCUAGUUACACCAUUUCAUUAAAUAUCUACGUUGUUUUUAGUCAGCUAGCUAGCUGGGUAAAUUAGCAGUGCUAGUCUUGUCACUAAUGCUAACUAGCUAACAUCCCAACCAUGAGCUCACUAAACGACUCCCCACCUUCUGAAGAGGAGAAAUGCUGGACGGAGAAAGAAACUCUGGGGCUGAACAUUGUCGUGAAAGAGGAGAAGGAAGAAGAGGAUGUCACAGUAAAACAAGAAACAGAGAGUGAGGCUGUUACAGUGAAAGAAGAAGAGAAAGAAGUUAAAUUGACAGAAGAUGAAGACGCGUUCAGAGUGAAAGAGGAGGAUGUUACAGUAAAAGAAGAGGAGGAAGAGAAAGAGGAGAUGACUGUCACAGUGAAAGAAGAAGAGGAAGACAUUUUUGGAAUGAAGGAAGUGGGGGAGAUUACUGUCACAUUGGAAGAAGAAGAAGAGACAGGAGAUCUGAUUAACAACAGAGAGAGACCAGACUCUCCAUCUGACAGCAGAAAGAGUCCUUCAGGGGAACCAGACCCUGAGACGCCCAAUCCAGCGAUGCAACACCACUGCUCCCAGUGUAAUAUGAGUUUUAAGUGGUUAUGGAAGCUGAAAGAGCAUGAAAGGAAACACACAGGAGAAAAGCACUUCCAAUGCUCCCAGUGUGGAAAUAGAUUCUCACGAUCACAUGACCUAAAAUCACAUGAGAGGACACACACAGGCGAAAAACCUCACAAUUGCUCACAGUGUGGAAAGCUUUUUUCCCAUUUAGGGAACCUGAACAAACAUAAGAGAAUACACUCUGGAGAGAAGCCUUACCCCUGUUCCCAUUGUGGAAAGAAUUUUAGGUUGUCGGGUAACCUGAAAACGCAUGAGAGGACACACACAGGGGAGAAACCUUACCAUUGCUCCCUGUGUGGUAAGGAUUUUACCAAGUUAGGGAACCUGAAAGAUCACGAGAAGAAACACACAGGAGAAAAGCCUUACCACUGCUCCAAUUGUGGAAAGAGAUUUUCAACAUCAUCAGACUUAAGAAAGCAUGAGAUGACGCACACCGGGGAGAAAUCGUACCAUUGCUCUCAGUGUGGAAAUAGUUUCUUACGAUCACAUGACCUGAGAGCACAUGAGCGGACACACACAGGGGAAAAACCACACAGUUGUUCCCAGUGUGGAAAGUGUUUUUUGCAUUUAGGGAGCCUGAACAAACAUAAGAAAAUACACUCUGGAGAGAAGCCUUACCCCUGUUCCCAUUGUGGAAAAUUCUUUAGGUCGUUAGAUAACAUGAGGAGGCAUGAGAAGACACAUGCAGGGAAGAAGCUUUACCAUUGCACCUUGUGCGGAAAGAGAUAUUCACGAUCACAUGAUCUAAAAUCACAUAAAAGGAAACACACAGGGGAAGAAAACACGCAAUUACACACACAGGGGAAAAAUCACACAAUGGGUCCCAGUGUGGAAAGAAUCACACGCAGUUAGAGAACCGUUCCCAUUGUGGAACUAUAUUUUCCCAAUCACAUGACCUAAAUUCACAUCAAAUCUAACCAAGCUAUAUUUAUUCAGCACAUUUCAGACAUGGAGUGGAACACAAUGGGCUUCACAGGAGAAAACAAUGAAAACAAAAACUGAAAUAUUUACUACACAAGAAACAUAAGAGGAUAUAAAAAAACAAAAGAUUAACAAUAAAAACAUUUGUGCCCAGCUGUGGAUAAAACACUGCUAGCAUUUGUCUGCUCCAUUUGCAUGAUGGCUAGCAGCUAAUUGCUACUUAACACUGCUAGCAUUUAUCUGCUCCAUUUUCAUGAUGGCGAGCAGCUAAUUGCUACUUAACACUGCUAGCAUGUGUCUGCUCCAUUUUCAUGAUGGCUAACAGCUAAUUGCUACUUAACACUGCUAGCAUUUGUCUGCUCCAUUUUCAUGAUGGUUAGCAGCUAAUUGCUACUUAACACUGCUAGCAUGUGUCUGCUCCAUUUUCACGAUGGUUAGCAGCUAAUUGCUACUUAACACUGCUAGCAUUUGUCUGCUCCAUUUUCACGAUGGUUAGCAGCUAAUUG